AUGGGAUACCCUCACCCCGAGCUUAAUGAAAUUUUGCCGCCUGGCAAACCUUUCGACGUCGGAUUCGCCACGAUUUGGAACAGCGAGAGCACCCGAUAUGAGGGCGACAACGUGGACUUCGUAACGCUGAUGCAGAAGCCUGAACCUUUCAUAGCUGGAAGAUACGCCCUCAUGAUGAUCUCAACGCAUGACAAGGUCUCGUCCGACUCACGAGCUCUGAACUGGCUUGUGGCCGAUAUCCCCUACGUCAACGACUACCUGAAUUUGGAUGAAGGCAAUGUUUUAGUACCAUACUGGUGGGCGUACGAGGGAGUGAAGCCUAAGACGCCUGUCACAUUGAUCUUGCUCAAAGCCAAGCAGGAAUUGUCUGAAGACUCUAUUAGAAGCUUCGUUGACAAACUUGAAGUUAUGAGCAACGGCAGAUCUGGUGCAUACUCACUGAAGCCGAAACCAUUUUUUGAGGAACGGGGUGAAGCCGUUGCUACGACAUCUACCAUGAACCAUCUCCCCGAAAUCCAUGAACUCUUGCCACAUGGCAUGCUCCCCGGCGGCAAGCUCGUCCCAAUCUGGCCCAAUUCAGGCGACGAUCAGGACAUACCCUUUGUGAGGACGGAAAUGCUCAGGGCGCAGCCCGGUAUAAAGACACAGAGAAUGCCCACGAACAGCAACGGCAAAUACGCCUUCCUGAUGGUAUCAAAGGACAAGGGGAUGAUGAAACCACCCAUGAUACAGAAUGUAAACUGGCUUGUGCUCAAUGUGCCAAUCAACGGCGAUCAUUUGGACCUGGAAAAAGGCGACAUCGUAUUGUCCUACCAGCCGCCGGGCCUUCUUCCGGGAUCUCCUGGGGUGCAGAACUGUUCAUUCUUCUUGCUGAAGACCCAACCUGAUUUUUCCGUGGCCUCACUCCAGGGCAAGUUCAACCUUGUUCCCACUCCUGUGGGUUUGGCUUUCCUCGGCGACUUCGACGUUACAGAUUUCAUCAAGCAGACUGGCCAGGUCAUUGCUUCGGGGAUGGUUAUUGUCCAGGGGAGUUGA
Messenger RNA from Pyricularia pennisetigena, 1035 nucleotides. RefSeq lists its product as uncharacterized. The coding region runs from base 1 to 1035 and encodes 344 amino acids. Lineage: Eukaryota; Fungi; Ascomycota; Sordariomycetes; Magnaporthales; Pyriculariaceae. The transcript is spliced from 4 exons. The record is from RefSeq and is a predicted model, not a curated record.